GAAAAAGGAAGUGAAAUGCUGCCAGGUUUACCCGCGAUCCCAAAAUUUGCCAGCGCAUACCUGCCACUCAAUCUCACUAUUGCCUAACAUCCAAACAAGAAAAAGAGCGCAAAUCAUCCCUGUCACAACUCCUCCAACAAGCUUGUUGCCUCCUUUCAAAGGAGUCACUCACCAUCCCGAUGUCAGUCGCCAUAGGCGCACAUGCGUCCGCGGACCUACCCGCAAAGGUCGUUUCUGAAUGGAACGGAAGGAGGCUAGGUUUUCUCGCAGUCUGCUGUUUUUCGGCGAUAACGUGUAUAACAUGCGCUGUGGUGGAAGAAACGCUCAGUGCUGUGCUAGCGUACAUUCCCUUAGUUACCUUACCCAAGGAGGAAACGCUUAGUGCUGUGCUUGCGUAUAUUUACCCAACGCUUCGUGCUGUGUUAGCGUAUUUUUGCCGAUGAAGAUCGUACUAAAAGAACAUUUUUCUCAAGAACAUGCUGAUCAAUCCAACGGAUCCAGGUUCGCACUAGGGAUAAUGUCGUUUUUCGAACUGCAGAGUUCAAGAGAAGGACCAAGAAAACGGGACGACCUUGAGACAGUAGCGAAGCAAGAGGGCGUUGAUCUCGACAGCUGGCUCUCCAAUCCUGAGUCACAUACGGCUUCCAAAGUCCUCAUAAAAUCACUCGUCAAAGAAUAUCUUAGGGUACAACUACUCAUUUACGUUUGGUUCUUUAUACGCAUUGUGUAGAAAAUGAAACAACUUCCUCCGGAAAGGAACACAAAGGGAUGUAAUCAAUGUAUUUGAACGAACAAGUAGUUGUAGCGGAGUCGAAAGUCUUCCCCCUCAAAUCAAAGGUAGUAGGCCUCUUAGCGAAGUAUGAGUCGGGCCACGAGCUUCCACCAGACAUGCCGCUCUCCAAUGACGAUAUUGCAAUAAAUAUCGAGCAGGAGGAUGUAGAACCAGUCGUAGAAGCGGGAAGCGUUCCGGGAAUGAGUACUUGUGAGUUACAAUUACUUGACUUGCUCAUGGAACUAGGUACUGAAAUAAUUGACUUGCUGAUGGAACUGAGUACUGAAAUAACAAGAGUUUGAUCAGCUUACUGUAGGACGAUCAUCAUCCCUCCAGGUCGAAAAAAUUCGAAGUCGGAGACUGAUAGCGGGAGUGCAGAACUAAUGCAAUUUGCGAGGCAAGGGUCUAUGGAGAGUGCUGAGGAAGACGACGGCGAUGAGAAAAAACUCAAAAAGAAAAAAGAGAAGAAAGAGAAAGGUAUAAUUGAAGAUGUCUAGUUAAUGUAGUUGGAGGUGGCGUGAAGACUAGGUUUAGGUGGUUGUCGUGAUUACUUUUUUUAAAAUUUUUUUCGGAUAUUUGAUUGAAUCGUCAAGAACUUGGUUCUCACGCCUCUUCAAGUCGUUCAUUUCAGAAUGAAACACUACCGGUCUACACCAUGAUCAAUCAACUUUCCUCACAAAUAAUGAAUCAGGAGCGGCCGCGGCAGGGGAGAAGGUGAAAAAAGAAAAAAAAAAGAAACGCAUUGACGAAGAAGAUGAUGAAUAAGAGAACGAAGAAUUACCCUUUCCGUCAUGUUCCUUACUAGCAUCAUAGAAAUUGAAGUGAUUUUGCAUAGUUCUUUCGCUUUCCGUCUCAGUUUUUACAUCUGAAAAUUUCAUGCCGAAUCGGUGCAUCAUGUGAGAGGCCCUACACACUUUCACACCCUCUUCCAUCUACACAAAAAUGUACUUGAUUCAUAUUUUCACCAAAGAAUCCCCUACACUUCCUACCAACUAGAUUAACAUUAGUAAUUCCCCAAACUCGACCCUACCAUACCCCAUGUCCCCACUGGUGCCCGCAAGCACGUCAAGUUUGUUUCGAUUGUACCAGCUUUCAUCAGAAAGAAUAGCUGUUGUCUGCAUUAACCUAGAAAUUCAGGUGUGUCAGUCUCUCUAAUGGAAGAAGACUCAUCUUGCACAGCUACUGCUAUUGCACGUUACAACUAGUGACCACCAUUUAACGUAAGCUUAACACUUCCACCACGACACGACUACAUGAAUAAACAGUCAAAUGAUAGUAUUGGGCUCCAAUGCUAAUAUUGCAACACUUGUAAAGACCCAUCACAUCGUUAAAGAUGAGCUUCUUUCCCAAUGCUAGAAACUUUCUUAAAAGCACACUUGAGCAAGAGCAAAAGCGGCCCUGGGAAAACGCCCAGAAGAUAGUUUAAUAAAGGC
Molecule: messenger RNA, 2205 nt
Organism: Amoebophrya sp. A25
Lineage: Eukaryota; Dinophyceae; Syndiniales; Amoebophryaceae
Source: the annotation of a GenBank genome assembly